Messenger RNA from Phaeodactylum tricornutum CCAP 1055/1, 4199 nucleotides. RefSeq lists its product with no specific name. NCBI's taxonomy places the organism in Eukaryota, Bacillariophyta, Bacillariophyceae, Surirellales, Neidiaceae. Gene Ontology annotation, molecular function: protein binding. The transcript has 5 exons. The coding region runs from base 1 to 3948 and encodes 1315 amino acids. The record is from RefSeq and is a predicted model, not a curated record.
AUGCAUUCUUCCUCGUAUGAUUUCCAGAUGGAGUUUACAGGAAUAGCUUCGCACACGCAGCUGCCGCCGUCUCCGGAACUGAGAAGCGGCUCGUCGGAUGGCUACCUUGGUAGCGACAGCUUUUCCCUGGAUCCCGAUCCAUCGACCGGGACAGAAAGAAAUCCGAGGUCCAGGCUUGUUUCGAUCGCUCGAUACAGUUCCUUCCAGCCUCAAGCUCUGGCAUGCUCGCCUCCUCUUCCGGUAAUGUACUCCGAGAGUCAAAGCUCUUCCGGGAAACGUGGCGUUUCCUCUGCCUCGGCUACAUUACUACGACGGACUCCAACAGAAUUGACCGGAACUACGUCGCUAGGCGCGCUUGCUGGGCUACAUGGAGUCGCUGUAUUCCGCGUAUCAAAGCCCCAUGAACCGCUACUCGUGCUUAAACAUGCUACCGGAUUCAAUAGCACAAAUCGGACUCUCGGCAACGGCGUUCGCUCGCUUUCGUUUCAACCAGAUUCAUCGCAAUCAUUUUACUUAGCGGCUGCGCGAGGUUCGGGUGUACUUGUGUGGGAUGUGAGCGGUCACAGUUUAAGCCCUUUGUGGGGUCGACUUGAGAUCGACGAUGGUACCACAGGAGCUGCUCGGCCACCGAUUACAAGUAUAUGCUGGCAACCCGUGACGAACAAUGCCCCAUAUUUAGCUGCUUCGACAGCGAAGAGCGCUUGUAUAUGGGAUUUGCGAGAGUCUGCAGUGGCUUCGACACACUUUAAACCCAGUUUACGAUUUGGGAUAUCUCGGAAGAAUCUAGUUACUGCGGCUCCGUAUGUUCAGCUCGCUUGCUCAGGGCAGAACGAAUGCGCCAUCUUGGAUGCUGCCGGGAUGCUGCGGAUCUUCGAUAUGCGCCUAACUGACCGUAGUCGCCUGUCGAUGGGCGAUUUGAGCAGCUUUGCAGCAUUCAGUCAUGCCGGAGUGGGCGUAGCACAUAUGGGGAAAAGUCUUAGUAGCGAGAAUGCGAGAUGGGUAGCAUGGGGACUCGACGCACCAUCAGGCAGCGACGCUACAGUAAAGGUCUGGUCAGAGACAACCGGGAACUCCCAGGAUGUAUCUGAAGUCGAAGGCAACGCGUCGGAAAAUUUAUGGCUUACGGAUACACCAUCAGGACAAGACACGCCAAUGGAGCUGGGGAAAAUUUCGGACUAUCAUCUCUCGGCACAAUGUACACUGCCAAACCUGGCAUGCGCACGGGUUUGUCCAAUACCGACAGAAGAUAGUAUACUCACGGUGAGCCUUACGAAUAAUGAAGGAUUACGUUCGUGGAAGGCUGAUCUCUGGAAGCUUACGAAUGAUACAGGAACCCAAAGUAUGAAACGCAUCGUGAGUUUUACUGCAGGGGAAGGGUCGGACUAUGGUAUUAUGUCGACGGUAGAAAAUGCCGAUACACUUGGGAAUGUUUGCGCCUCGGAGCUGGCCAUAGUCAAUCCUCUUUCAUCUAUAGGAGGCACCGCUGCUUCACUACCUGCGCACAGUACAUUGAUCCUUUGUAGCUUGACUGAGAAUGGAUAUGUUACCACGCAUUCAAAGUUGACCGAAGAAUUACGAAUUGGCAAUCCUCGCAGUUCGUUAUUCCCCUCUCACUCACACAUACGAGUAUUUCCAGGUGAGCAGGAAAUGAUGGUAACAGACGCGGCGAAAGCUUGGACCGAUCCGAUUGAGCGCUUGGUGCGGUUACCAAGCGACUAUCUACCAGCUCAAAAAAACGAUGUUCAAUCUAUUCAAACUUCAGGAAGCGGUCUUUUGGGCAUUGACAUGGAAACGCCUUUUUUGUUUCAUACGACAAAUGCCUCAGUUUCAGGAGUUCCAAACAAGUCGUUGCCGGCGAACGCAAAGUCUUCCCAUAUUAUCUCAGGCCCGCAAACUCAGGAGGACGGUACUCCGGUUGUGACAAGAGAUAUAGACGCCGAUCGAGUUCCUUGUCCUCGUUUGUGCGGUGCAACUUUUGGACAAGGAAUAGGCGGUUUGUCGCUCUAUCGCAACGGUGACGUGAAACAGAUGUGGACAUGGUACGAUCAAAAAUCCGAGGUUCGUAUUCGUUCUAUUCCAAAGCUGGUCAACAGCCAAUCUCCAACCUCUCGCAACCACCUUUCGGUGAAACACUUUAAGGAGGAGAAGCCACAGCGAGAGUUCCCUAGGACUGUUCGAGACCUUGUAGAAAUGACUACAGCUGCUAAAGAAGCACAAUGGGGUGAACACAGCGAAUCGGAUAUUUCGUCUACUAGCUUUCGAGUUCACGGUGAGAGCUUCUUUGAAGAAGACUCAAAUGGUUCCUCCGAUAGCAAUGAUGUACUUAAAUUGGACGCCAGUGGCGAAGCCGAAGAGAAGGCACUGACGAAUCUGUAUGACGCGCAUUUCUCCGAAUCUCGACAGCUUACGCCAGCAGCGGACGACAACAAUAAAAAGAGUAGUUUCGAAGGGCACCAGUCACAAAGAAAAGCUGUACUCAUCGAUCUGGGCUUUGGAGCAUCCUCUGAAAUGCUCUCCCCUUUGGUGCACGUCACAUUUUCUUACGAUAGAAUUUCUCUCAACCAGCAAAGCGCCUAUCUAGCAAGAAACUGGCUGCUCGGUGAAUGGAAGCCUCAGCAGCCGCUUAGUUUUUUGCUAUCCAAGCCAACAGCGACUGCUUCAGACGAGGGCAAUACAGAUCCAUUGUUGGCUCUACAGGGAAAUGAGAGCCCCCUUCACCUGGACUCUCUUGCUUUCCAGGAUUUUGGACGAGGCGAUCAAGUCACGUCGGCUUCUGAUUUGCCACACUCUAUUCGUCAAAAAUCAUUGGAGAUGUCGUCCCAGCCGCGGUCGAGAAUUCAUCAGAGCGAGGAAGAACGAGGUGUUCGUGGCGGCGAAUACAGUGUCAGACCCGGUAUGCAAGAGUCUAUGGUUUUUCUGAAAAAGCUUUUUUCUCAUCAACAAGAUGGUAUGAAGUCUUUUCCGAGCUUGAUGUCGCCUCCAGACGGUCCUCUACUUCCCAAAAGGCGAUCUCUGGCAAGCACCCGCAAUCAUGAGAAAAUGGAGGGACAUCCUGAAUCAGAGGGACAAGGACGGAGUAAACUUGGUGUUUAUUCUAUCAAUGUCGCCAACGCUGGGCUAGAUCUUGGCGAAGAUCAUGGAUUGAUGAGCAUCAGAACCAUUUGUGAUCAUAAUGCUAAAGUCUCGAGAAAAGCUGACGAAUUUGAAAAGGCAGAAGUAUGGGACCUUUUGUGUCAAGUGGUCGAAGGUAGGAUGAUGGACAAAGGAAGCACAUUCGAUGGCUGGGGCGGACCAGGUGGCGGGGCUUUAGGGGUCAAUCUGGUUCAGAAUAUUUUCCAGUAUUACGAGUCACUUGGAGAUGUACAAAUGCUCUCGACACUGGUGUGCGUACUGCGCGGCGGAUACUCCUCGCAGAAUAUUUUGCGUCCCCGAUGGUAUUUGCUUCCUCGCGACCAAGAAGUGAAAUACGAUACCUAUAUUCACCGAUAUGGUAGCCUUCUAUACUGUUGGGGACUCCUUUCUAUUCGUGCUGAGUUAAGGAAGCAUAUGUCUGGAGCAUUACCGUUUGAUGUCUUUUCGGUAGGAGGAACAAAUAGUGAUAACCAGUCGACAGGGAUUGCACUAGCUUUCAUUUGCCCUCAAUGCGGAGGUGAGUCUGAAGUGGGCUACAACUAUUGUCGUGUCUGCGAAGACUAUGCAUUUCGCUGUAUUAUCUGCGACAACGCCGUCAGAGGAUUAUUUGCUGUUUGCGACAGCUGUGGGCAUGGCGGACAUGUUGGACAUAUACAAUCUUGGUUUGAAAGAAAUUCUCAAUGCCCUUCGGGAUGCGGCUGUAAAUGCAUUUUUGGACAAAAAGCACUAGCUUUGAACAACCCUAAAGUUAUUGCAGCACAACACCGCCCCAUGACAACUAGAGCAGACACGGUGAGAUCCCUUGGCUCAUUGUGAAGCAAUGACUGCUGCGAAAGUCUGGUACAUGUUAUACUUUCAUAGCACUGCUUGAAUAAUCUGUUCACGGUUGAAUGAUGGGAAGAGCAUAUUCCGGUUCAGAUCCUUCUCUACCAGAGUUAGGUAGCAACAUUUCAUGCUUUUACCUUGUGAAACAAUGCGAAUGAGCUGCCCUGCCGCAUAGUCAUCCUCAACCUAGUCUGACUGGCUAAAUCAAGAUACAUGUAUAGAUAGUCGCCUCUGUUAGAACU